Messenger RNA from Plectropomus leopardus (leopard coralgrouper), 2397 nucleotides. Its product is annotated as ubl carboxyl-terminal hydrolase 18. The record is from RefSeq and is a predicted model, not a curated record. Gene Ontology annotation, biological process: protein deubiquitination. NCBI's taxonomy places the organism in Eukaryota, Metazoa, Chordata, Actinopteri, Perciformes, Serranidae. Gene Ontology annotation, molecular function: cysteine-type deubiquitinase activity. Gene Ontology annotation, cellular component: nucleus; cytosol.
GUCCUUCUGUCCUUCAACAUCUCGCUGGUAUCGAAAGUGAAAGAAGGUUUGAGGACUCCGCUGGAUGAUCAGAUGAGCUGCACGGCUGAAUCCAAACAUCCAAAAACAUCACAACUCUAAAAAUGUCAACACACACAAAGACAUCAGUAUGAAUCAUGACCUCGUUCAAAAGUUCAGAGAGAAACUGGACAGCUUCGCCAUCUCAGAUUAUCACGGCCUCAUCAGUCCAGGUCUGACAUGCUAUUUGAACAGCGUGCUGCAGGUGCUUUUCAUGACUGAAGACUUUCGGGAGGCUGUGAAACGAUGCUGCAUCGACGAUUCGACGAGCAUCGACAGACAGCUCAGAAGACUGUUUGAGGAUUUACAGAAAAGUAGGGCCGAAACACACAACUUCGCAACAAAACUGGGGAUCACCAACGUGUACGAGCAGCGCGAUGCUGCGGAGUAUUUUGAGAAGAUUUUGUGUCUGACCAGUCCAGAGGCAGCCAAGAUAUUUAAGGGAGAGCUCAAUCACAAGAUCGAAUGCCUCAGCUGCAACGACAAAAAUGAUUCCAGGAGCUAUUUUUGGAUUCUGCCACUUGCGGUGGAUGAUUUGCCUUAUCAAACCUACAACGUGGAGAAAGGGCUGGAGACGUUCUUCAAGGGAGAAAAAGUCUGCGGGGACAACAAGAUGUUCUGCAACCGCUGCAAUAAAAAGCAAGAUGCAGAAUUUGGAUGUGAGAUCACACAGAGUCCAGAGGUUUUGACUCUCCUGCUGAAAAGAUUCAGCUUCGGCUACACGCACGGGCGUUUCAUCAAACUUCACUGCAGCGCGGACGUACCCCGAACUCUGCACAUGAAGAACUGCAAAUACGAGCUCUACGCUUUAGUCGACCACUUUGGUAAUCUAACCGGAGGUCACUACACUGCACACAUCAGAUCCUUUGAAACUUACAUGUGGUAUCACUUCAAUGAUGAUGUUGUUAACAAAGUCAAACAACCGUUUGGGGCUGGAGAAACGUCUCUGAGGUCUCGUACAGCGUACCUCCUCAUGUACAGGAAAGUGAGCAGAUGUCCUGAAACAACUUAUGGGGGUAAUCAGGAGACUCUCUGCACACAUUCAGAUGUUGAGGCUGAAGAAAGACAAGACGAGGACGAGAGAGGAGAGCCUCUCGUUCCUUGUCAUCGACCAAAUUAUGAAAGCUGCAACAGAGGGGAAAACUUGAGGCACUUAAAUGGCGAUAGAUUAAAGGAGAGUCACGACGAUACUGUUUGGAAAAAACAGAAAAAUCUGUCUGGUGAACUGGAAAAACAGCCAAAGCAGAAAGAAAGGCAGCAUAAAGACGUGCUUCAAACAGACACUGGAGUAAAUGGAGACAGACUGCAAAUGCUAAUGUCAAAUUUUGCAAAGAACGAAACAACAAAUAUGACUGUUGGUCUUAAAAGAAUUAGCGACAAAUCUGCAGAAAGUAAAGUUGUGACAUACAAAAGGGAGUCAGUAGCAGAGGCAAGAACAGAAGAAAAUGGCAUCAAACUGAGAAAAGAGGCCGGCGUCGGCGCAGAUAUGUUUGAUUCUGAUGUAAAGUCGUUUCAUGUGUCCUCAAACGGCUACUCUCCUUCAGUUCAGCACACGACAGGAUAUUUGCAAGGUCAGAUGAGAAUGAAUGAACAAACAGGUUGUAGCUGUUCACCAAACCUGUACAGGAAACCAAACAGUUCAAAGAGAGACGAAGAGAAAAUGCAGCCUGCUGCAAGUCUUCGACAGAGGAGAAUGGCUGCAAAGAUCGGUGAAAACGCCAAAAGAGAGCCAUGGAGGUGAUGCGUAAUUAGAUGUUUUUGGUCACUUUGAACAGUUUAUUCAUGUCCGUGGCAAUGCAAACCUCAUUCUUUUGACACUGUUGGUUGUCGAUUUUGUGCUUCUAUGGACUGUGACUGAUAGGGACUGUGAUCAGUGAUGUUUUAAUGUACCGUCUGACUCGGCAUUUUGGAUAAAUGUUGCCUUUUUUUCAGUUUUAGGACACUGACAAGUGAGUUCUUGUGUUUUUUACUGAAGACCAUGAUGGUGAGAAAUAAACUGCAUUAAAAAGAGGAGAAAUUAUGCUCUUAUUUUGGCAACACUUGCUGACUGAAGGCAGAACUGUCAUUGAUUACUUUCAGAUUACACUCAGAUUGUCCUUACGUGUAUAUAUACAUGAAGGACUUUGGCACAAACAUCCACUUGGAAUUAACACAAGUAUGAACUGAUUAGAAUUAGGCAGUCAAAGGUCAAACAUCAAGGUCAGCGUGACUUUGUUUCAUCAUCUUGAAUGCGAUAUCUCAAGAGCGUCUUGAGGGGAUUUACUAAAAUUUGGCUGUUAUUAUUUUACUGUUGUUUAACUCUCUGAAACCAAGAGCGACAUCAGUUUUCUUGUGCUGCAG